Messenger RNA from Paramuricea clavata, 9945 nucleotides. The record is from the annotation of a GenBank genome assembly. Lineage: Eukaryota; Metazoa; Cnidaria; Anthozoa; Malacalcyonacea; Plexauridae.
AUUGUAUGAGCGGCGACAAAGUGGAAUUUUCGUUGGAGCUAACAAAUGAGCAGUUCAAACAAAAAAUAGUUGAAAUCUAUCCCAAGUUAGAAAAUGCUUGUUUUGUGUUCAUGAAAGCUGGCAAAGACAACAUAUUGGAAUAUUUGAACCCUGGUAUAUGCUGCUUCCGAUGUUACACGCCAGAAAAUGUUUACCGCAGUGAACGAGGACAAGGGAAGCUUUAUAUACGAAAGAUUGCUGAGAAUCAGGUAUUGUUUACUUAAUGCUUGCUGUUACCAGUUCUCAAUUUUGUUGGUUGAACCAUCACUGACCAAUCUGCGAGUUUGCUUGCUUUUCACUGGGUUGCCCCCCUCCCAUGCCCCCACUCUUUUCCGCCAUAAGUUUCUUCCUGAUCCACCAACGCAUUGUAAGUCUUCCUGAAGACGUGUCUUUUUGAACCAGGUACUGGUCCCCAAUCGCUGUUAAUCUUGUUGUUGUUGUUGUUGUUGUUAGGGGGCGACGCUCUUUGAAAAAACCCUAAGGCUCCGUCAUUACUUGUCCGAUCGGAAAGAAACUUGACAUAAUUAUUCUAAGCAAUAUCCCGAAUCGAUUGGCGGUGUUCGAUUUUUCAUUUUUGACUUUAGAAGCAAGAUACAAGCAAUUUUUGACUGUAUUCGUAGCAAAUAAUAUAUACAUAUCAUUAAUAUUCAGCAAAUAUAUCAGCAAACGCCAACGAUAAGAAAGACAUUGUCUUGUCUAUUGUUAUGAACACAAUCACAAAAGUCUAAAGCUUCUCAAGAAUGUGAACGACUAAUUAUAACGAUUAAUUAUAAGCGUUUCGGUUGACUAAAUUUAACACGCUGGUUUAGUUUCUCAAAGCGCAGAGGAGUAAUACUCCUAUCUGGCUAUCAUAUAGUCAUAGAAAAUCGCGAACCGUAAAAACAAAGACAUGUCAUGUAAUCUUUUUAAGUACAAGCCAACUUCGAGAAUCAUUAGUUUCACAAGUGUCUACAGGAUCCCCACGCUCCUUGAAAAUCCUGGAAAGUUAAGUCCUUGAAUUUGUUAAAAAAAAAUCCAGGCCUGGAAAUUCCUUGGAAACUGAUAAGGUCCUUGAAAGUCCUGGAUUUUUUUUCAGUUGGCUGGAAAUAAUUGAAGAAUUAUUACCAACCCAAGGAUUAUUGCCCAAAUGUUUAUUUUCUCCAAUUUCAAUUAAUAUUAUGUAUAACAAUUGUUCAAAAGUUGUUUCGAUGUCAUUUUUUUUCUAAUUGCAUUCCUCUCCUUAAGUUUAAGGAUAAAAGUUAGAUGAUUUUCAAAGAUUUUUCCAGUUGCCAGGUCCUUGAAUAUACUGAAAAAGGUCCUUGAAAAUCCUGGAAAAGUCCUUAAAUUUCGUCUUCACUAAAAGGUGGGGACCUGUGUCUAGUUAUUUGUUGAUCAAGUUAAAAUCUCGAAGGUUUUGAACAUUUACAGUAACGAUUUGCACAAGAUCGAAACUGGGUCACGCAGUUUCUGGUCCACUAUAGUACGAUCGUACUUGUUUAAAUAGAUCGUCCAGAUUUUUUAACAAUUUCUUCCACCAAAUCCAGUGAAAUACGAGUGUUUAUAAUUGAAGCUUCAAUAUUAAAUCACCUGCAAGAGCAUCACCGACCUUGUUGUUUUGUUUGUUUGUUUGUUUGUUUGUUUGUUUGUUUGUUUGUUUGUUUGUUUGUUUGUUUGUUUGUUUGUUUGUUUGUUUGUUUGUUUGUUUUGUUUUGUUUUGUUUUGUUUUGUUUUGUUUUGUUUUGUUUGUUUGUUUGUUUGUUUGUUUGUUUGUUUGUUUGUUUGUUUGUUUGUUUGUUUGUUUGUUGUUUUAACUUACCUGUAAUAAUUUACCUGAAAAUCAGCUUAAAUUACCUGAAAUUACUCGUGAACAAACUAUUGGGGAGGCGAGGGGGUGUUACAUCUCCUCCAACUGCCCGGUCGUUACGGCCCUGAUGACCAUAAAGUCCAUAGAAGUAAGACACUUUGAGGUAGUGAGGUUACAUGUUGCAAGACUUCCUGAUGGUUAAGGAGAGAGGAAAGCCAUGGUAACGGACUUUCAACACAAAAGUACUGUAGCACAUUGUAAUGUGCUAGAGAGCAUUGUCAGUGUUUCGCAAAAAUUUCAUCUUCAUGUCAUAUAAAAUGAAGAAACCGGAGUCUCCAGAAUGCUAUAGUGCAGUGACGUUUAAAUGCAAAAACCCUAGGGAGCCACUUUAAAGUGAGUAAAACAAUAUAAUGGAGUAUAUUAGAUUAUAUUUCGCACGCUCUGCGAACGGUUUUCGAUUCCUGCACUGUGUAUUUGACAUUUGUCUGUUUCGUUUUCACCUUGAAUGUGAGGAGGAUGCUUCAGAUUUGUCACCACUCAGGCACAGGUUUAUUCGUUUUCCUCCUGCACUGGUAAAACUCUGACCAGUAAUAUUUUCUCUGUUCCAGAUAUCCCAAUGUAACCAUGGAGUAUUUCCUCUUAAGAGAAUGCGUCGUGCAGGUGGUGGUUAUAUACCAAUUCUACCAAAACCUGUUCCAGCGGUCUCCACAACUACAACUGUCGGAACUGAGUCAACGGAUAAUGCAGUCGCUUCAGUUUCCAUGCCAACCAAUCGCCAGUUACCAGUACUGGGCAACUCUGGAAUUGAGUCGAGGGUGUUGGUGCUUCCUCCAGGUUCUAUGACAGGACGAGAUCCAACAUCAUUUCCUAAUGUGUUUUCUGCGGCUGAAUCAAGACAACCAGCGCAAAGUACUCUUAAUAUGAUACCACAAAGUCAACUACAGUCGUCAGCUAUUGCUGGGACUGAAUUACUACCACCAGCUCUCAGUUCUGUUGAUAUGGUUACACAAACCCAGUUACCAUUGUCAACUAUUGUUUCCCACAUAGCAUCGACACCACCAGUUGACAGUUCUGCUAAUGUGGUACCACAAAAUCACUUACCAUCAACUAUUUAUGGGACUGAAUCAAGGCCACUAACUUUCAAUGCAAAUGCAAUGGCAACACCAGGUCAUUCUCUAUCAUCCAGUGGUCCUUGGACGGUACCAACAGCGACUAUAGUACCAUCCGUUACCAUUGGAACAUUGUUUCCACCUUCGUCAACUACUAUUUACAACACAAGUACUAUAACAACACCAGGUCCGUCUAUAUCGUCUAAUGCUCUUUGGACGGUACCGACAACAACUAUGACACCAUCAGUUACCAUAGCAACAUUUCCUGCGACACCAUCUCUGUCAACUUCUGUUUUCAGUACAGAUGCAAUGACAACACUGGUUCCGUCUCUAUUACCUGUAGUACCAUCGGUGAGCGCGGCUACUUCAAGUCUGUUACCAAUGCCUGUUUCCUCAAUGUCACCACUAGAUUUUAGUUCUGUCACAUUGAUACCCCAAAAUUCAAAUAUAGUUCCUGGAAUUAAUUUUGCCACGAGUUCAGAUAUACUCCAAACUGAUGUCAAUAGUGGAGAAGCAAGUUCUACGAGAGGAAAUGAAGUUUUGAAUAAUGAUCUGCUACAAAGAGCACUUCUUUUUGGAGACGUUAAUUUCCAAGCACUACCCACAGAUGUUCGCAAUGCGUUAGGCAAGUAAAAGUUUAUGGCCAUCGGUUAGCAGAUUAAAAAUAAUAUUCACAGUACAAGAAAAUAUUUAACCAUGCAGAAAAUACAUGAACGAUACAGAAACCAAUGAAUAAUAUUACACUGAAACAAUUCAGUCAGACGGAUACAAGCAAAAUGAAUUGUUUAAUAAGUUCUUUGUAGCUUUACAUGGCGAUAAAACAUAUAAUACUUCUGUUUGUAGAAUAAAUUGGGUGUUUCCGCAAACAAAAGUAUUAUAUGAAUUGUUUAGUUUACUUGCAUGAAUUAAAAGGAUUCAAGGGUUUUUUGCCACUUCUUUAUAAAGUUUACAAACCGUGGAAUUUUUAGUUUAGUUAAGGGACAUCUAAGUUUUGUAAGAAAAGUCAACAUAAUACUGCGUCAAAAGUGUUCUACCAAAUCCUUUCUGUGUGUACUUGUGACAACAAUUUUCUUUUUCUGUUAUUUUUAGAAAGUGCAUCUGUGAAUUACCUGAACCAGUCAUUCCAGCCAGCUUUCUCUGCUUUUCCUUCAAAUGAAAGAAGUUUGCAGUCUUCUAGACUGCGUGCCUUGGCAGAUACCACAGUAGAACGUGGACCAAUUCAAGAAAUGCAAACGAAUGAUACAAUAAAUUUGACCAGUCCUCUUGUGCAGGUGUGGACCAUUUGAACAACAGUCGUCUUUAUUUGUUUGUACUUGUUGUAUUCACUUCAGAAUUUAAGCUAAAUUUGCCAAUCUUUGAUUUACAGGAAAAUAUGAACAUAACAGAACCCACAGGUAAGUUACCAAAAAACCAUUUGCGCAUAUUGGACCUUAAAGCCAGGGCCGAAUUAAGGCAGCUUCCUCGCGUGAGGCCCCUUUUUCCGACUGCUGUAUAACCUAAAAAUUAGUCACAAACUAAUUAAUUAAUUAAUUAAUUAACUAAUUAAUUAAUUACCUUGUAUAAAUUAGUCACAAACUGAUUUUUAAAUAUUCUCAAUAGAUUAACCAUUCGAGCAUUCUUCAAUCGAGAUUAAUUUUUACUGUUGUAAAUAGUUUUUGUGUACGUCUGUAUUUGUGUUGUCUUGGUGGGACUUAAUUGGGAACUUCUGUUCCGUUGUCCUGACCUUCGAUCUUAUUGAUUGUCAAGUUAUUAAAAAAAAAACCUGAAAAAAUUAAAACUGGUUUAAGUAAGGUUGAAUUACAAUCUUAAUUCCAACUGAGAUGUAACGACCAGUAAUGUAUUUGAUAUCAUAACAUUUAUUACUGGUCUUUCACUCUUGCGAACGCAGGCUAGAAGCCUAGGACACUCGAGUUAUGUGAAACAACAUGACGGCUUCCAAGGGUGAAUGUUUAAAUAUGCCGGAUACAUCGAUUGCAUUUUGCCAGAAUUCGAAGGAAUAAACGUGGAAAUUCGAACGUUUUCAAGUCGAUUUUUCACUCGAAUGAUUGCAGUUAAUUUUUCAGUCAUUUCUCACUCCAUCUUUGUACUGUUUUAGAGAUAAAUAGAAUAACAGUUCUUCAAAAGCUUGACGUUUUGUGCCGGCCUGAAGUGCGGGGACCCUUGAGGAGUUGAGGGUGCGGGACUGUGGGCCAUAUGAUUAAUGUGGCUCUGCGUGAAAGCCCAUUUCCACUUCGGAAAAUUUUCCACAGAAAGAAAUUUUGUAAAAUGUUAUUGGCCAACACAAAUUCUCCGUCGGAAAAAAUUUUGAGGUUGAAAAUUUUCAACUUUAAGGUGGCUCGAUACAGUUUUCAAACAUAUAGGUGUUCAACACUGACAUGUUCAAACUACGCAUUUUUAGGAUUUAUUCAGCAGAUAGUGGGGUUUUUAUAUAUUUUGAUAACUCUACUUUCAAAUUAUAUUAGUUUUAGUAACAGAUACAUAGUUCGUUGCUAUGACGACAUACGUGUACGAAAUUCACUUCAAAAUGGCCUUUCGUCUCGUAUAGUUGGAAAAGAAGCAUGGUGACCCCCAAUUUUUUUUCGUGCAUUAUUUUACUUUGACGAAAAGCUAACAUUUAGCAAAAUAUAAAAAAAUUCUGCAAUGUCAUUUUUUUGGAAAACGCGAAAAUGUCAUAUCCUUCGGUAAAUUUUUUCUGGCAUUACAGAAUUUUUUAUUUUUUGUAAAAUGAAAGUUUUUAGCAGUGCAAUACAGCAUGCAAAAUUUGAACAUAGGUCACCAGACAAAAUAAAGAGAUAUAGCGCAUUGUUUUUCUAAAAUGGAAAAUUCUAAUGACGUCAGCAAUUGAUAUAAAACACGCGCAAUGGCGUAAUAUGGCGCGAGCAACUGCUCACGUCAGGUCAUUUUGGAAGUUCUUUUCAUUUUGUUAAUCAGUUUCCGCGACUUGCGUAUAAAAAUGGUCACCCGGUUUUGAGUUCGCGAUUCUUGAGCAGGGUUUUUGUGAUAACUAUAUCGAGCCACCUUAACAAUGAUAUUUUCGGAAAAGUUGCUAUCCGUGGAAAAUUUUCUUGAGUGGAAAUGGGCCUCAAUAAAAACAUUAUCAGUAGUAAUAUGAGACGGGUACUUUUUUAACAUCUGUUUAUGAGGGUGUGUUAAUUAGAGGCUGUUGGUGCGAGGAAAGGUUUGGGGUGCUUGAACACACUGUAAUUUUCAAGACUAAUCAACUCCAGAAGUGCUAUUCUAUCACCGUUUUAGAUAACAGAAUAACACUUUUGGAGUUGGUUUGUUCAUGAAAUUUACACCUAAGAGGCUAAGACCUAGUGUUACGCUUAUGGAAUCAACCUCGUUCCCAGGCUCUUACCUCUUGUGGAGGAAAGACCCUGGUAGGAGCUGGUCACGUGAUCUACUAAAAUCUAGCAGAUUUUUAAUUGGUGAUGAUGUUGAUAAAUAUUUGAUAUUUUUAAUUCAAUUUAUAACUUGCAUUUUAUUUUGCAAGUUUGAUUUGAUUUGAUUUUAAAGGAAUCCAAGAUAGUUAAUUGAAAAUCUGCUAGAUUUUAGCAGAUCACGUGACCAGCUCCUACCAGGGUCUUUCCUCCACAAAAGGUAAGAACCUGAGAACGAGGUUGCUAUAGAGUGAGCCUUGAAAAUCAACUAAACUACUUGUUUCAAUAUUUUGAGUUAGGUUAGGCACAUGCAAAGUUCAACGUUGAUUUCAGACCUCUUGGAUUUAAUUAACCCUAGUUUUAUUUACCCAGUACCAAUUAGCCUUUCUCACGAUGACGAAUAUCCGCCAUUUUUGGGUGGCAUCUAAUUCUCGUUAACCAAUGCAGACAAUUAAAACAGUGUGAAAAGCAAUUUUUCAAAAUAUACUAACCAUAUACAAAGCAAAUUUACCAUCAUUCGUCAAAAAAAAUAUAAAAAGUCGCUGUUAUGCGGACUUAUCUCGCGGACGUCGGCUGAAAUGCCACCCAAAAAUGGCGGCGUGAGAAGGGCUAAUUCGAAUGGCUGCAUGUAUCGUUCUAUUUAUUGGAGAAAUUAUAAACCUAAAUUACCACACGCUAGAAAGCUAUAUUCAUGUUUCUCCAAUGUGUAAAGUCAAUGAGGAAAUUAGAAAUAUCUUUGUAUAUUUUCAAUAACCAUUACCUCUUAAUAAAACUGAAUGAAUCCGCUGUCAACAUUCAUCCAGUAAAAAUUAUUAUGAAGUUGGAUAUUUAAAGGAGAGCACUAGUACUCGUUAAAAUUGCAUACACAGGCUGAUGGCUAAUAAUUAGGCAAACGUAAUUUCUUAAUAUUCAAUUUUUUCAUUACAAAUAUAUUUCUAUAGUAAACAAUGACGCGUUUCUUGAAAAUGUUAAGUCAACGGGGAAAUUAGAAAUAUCUUUGGCUGUUAUCAAAAACGAUGAUCUCUUGAAGAAGCUUAAUGGUUGCACGAUCAACAUCCACACUGUAGAGAUUCAAUCAACGUGUAAGUUGCACGAAGUUCUGAAAAAUUAUUUCCUACCGCCAUGUCUAAAUGUUCUAAGUAUUAAUGACAAUAUCUUAAAUUACCAAGAUAUUUUUGCUUUAAUUACAUCUCUUAAUCGCGUAGUUAGUUUACUUGAAUUAAAUUUAACUGGUACAAAGUUUAAAGAAAGUAGUUUCAAUUGUUUUAUAAGUGUACUUAUUAAUUGUAGUGAUCUAAGAAGUUUGUGUUUAACUGACAAUGGCUUAACUAAACAAGAACUUAACUGCUUAAUAACCGCCUUUGAAUCCAUGAAAAAUCUUAAAAUAUUAAAUUUAUCUAAAAACAACCUUACAGACACUCUGGCGGCUAAUGACAUACAUGGAGGAGGUAAGAGCAUUGUUUGUUUACCUCCAACAUUGGAGGAGGUAAUUUUGAGUGAUAUUAUCCAUGGCGAAGAACUCUUUGCCAAUAUGGUACCGCUGAAACUUAGGCUAACAAAGCUUCAUCUUAGUAAAAUGAAAUUAAGUCCACCUGAUGUUGAGGUGCUAGUGACUAUGUUGAAGUUGUUGCCUUUUCCGUUGUUGUUCCAAGAGCUAGUUUUGACUGAUUUUGUUCUUGUGGACAUGGGAUACGAAGAACUCUGUCGUGCGAUAAACUUGUUCAAAAAUCUGAAAAAGCUUGAUCUUGGGGGUAUGAAAAUACGUGACAAAAAAACCUUCGUUGACAUGCUGUCGUCUCUUUCACUUUUGGAGCAAUUAGUCUUUCCUGACAUUUUAAUGCAUGUUGAUGGUAGCCCAGAGGUUUUUAAGGCCUUAAGAUCAUUAAAAUAUCUUAAACACCUUGACAUAGGCAGGACUGGAAUUUAUAAAACUGAGGCAAAUGCUUUAGCCGAGGUAUUGCCAUCACUGCGGUUGUUGGAAAAGCUAGUGUCGGGAGGGAUUGAAGACGAGUCCUUGGGAAUUCAAAAACCAUUGUUCGUUGCGGUAGGGAAAUUAAAAAAAUUAAAGGAACUUCGGUUGCAGCACCUGGGUCGUAUAAUUACCGAAACUUGUGCCAUUGCUUUAGCCAAGGUUUUGCCAUCACUACAGUUGUUGGAAAAGCUAGAGCUGGGACAGGUCAACUUUGAUAAUGAAACUGAAAAACAACUGUUCGCUGCAGUAGGGAAACUGAAAUAUUUAAAGGAAUUUACUCUACAUUGUUCUGUCAUCACCCAAACUGGCGUAGAGGUUUUAGCUGAGGAACUACCAGCACUGACGUUGCUGGAAAAGGUAAAGUUGUUUCUUGUUGAUUUUAAUAAUGGAAGUGAAAAACUACUGUGUAUAGCUUUAACGUCAUUAAAAUAUUUAAAGGAGCUUAAUUUAGCUAAGACUAAGAUUAACCAAACUGGCGCCGUCGCGUUAACUAAAGUGUUACCUACACUGAAGUUGUUGGGAAAGUUAGUGUUGGGAAAGAUUGACUUUGAUAAUGGAAGUGAAAAACAAUUGUUUGACGCCGUAGGAAAAUUGAAAUGUUUAAAGAGAUUUUACUUAGGCACUGAGAUUACCCAAACUGGCACUAUAACUUUAGCUGAGGUGCUACCAUCACUACAGUUGUUGGAAAAGCUGGUGGUGACUAAGAUUGACUUUGGUAAUGGUAACGACAAGCAAUUUUUUCAUUCUGUAGGAAAAUUAAAAUAUUUAAAGAAAGUUAACUUACAAUUCACUGGCAUUACCCAAACUGGAAUAAAAGCUUUGACAGAGGUGUUAGGAUCACUGCAGUUGCUGGAAAAGCUUUUGUUAGGACACAUUGACUUUGAUAAUGAUAAUGAUAAUGAUAAUGACAAUGAUAACGAAAGUCAAUUUUUUCAUGUUGUAGGAAAUUUGAGAUAUUUAAAGGAACUUGCUUUAGGGUCGACUUAUAUUACCCAGGCUGGCAUCGUAGUUUUAGCUGAGAUAUUACCAUCGCUGCAGUUGUUAGAAAAGUUGGUGUUGGGAAUUAUUGAUUUUGAUAAUGGAAGUGAAGAAAAUCUGUUUUAUGCCAUAAUGAAAUUGAGAUCUUUAAAGAAACUUGACUUAACUUCAACUGAACUUACCCAAACUGGCACUGGAGCUUUAGCUGAGGUGUUGCCAUCACUGCGGAUGUUGGAGACGCUAGCGUUGGGAAAGAUUGAUUUUGAUAAUACUAUUGAAAAACAAUUGUUUACUGCGGUAACAAAAUCGAAAUAUUUAAAGAAACUUAACCUACGCUACACUAAGAUUACCCAAACUGGCGCUGUAACUUUGGCUAAGUUGUUACCAUCACUGCAGUUGUUAGAAACACUAUGGUUGGGAGAAAUUGACUUAAACAAUGAAAGUGAAAAGGAACUAUUUGCUGCUGUAGGAUCUUUGAAUUGGUUGAAUGACCUUGGUUUUUUGCGUACCAAAAUUACCGACGAAAGCGCAGCAACUUUAAUUGGUGUUUUGCCAAUUUUGCGUAACUUAAGAUGGGUUACAUUAUUUCGAUUACCAAGUGAUGCAGAAAGUGACGAACAAGAAACACUUGUAAGUCAAAUUAAAGUGGCGGCACGCCUUGUUCCCGGAUUGGAUAUACUAUAA